This is a messenger RNA of Papaver somniferum (opium poppy), 1287 nucleotides long. Its product is annotated as F-box/kelch-repeat protein At3g23880-like. The transcript has a single exon. Gene Ontology annotation, molecular function: protein binding. Lineage: Eukaryota; Viridiplantae; Streptophyta; Magnoliopsida; Ranunculales; Papaveraceae. Bases 1 to 1287 code for a protein of 428 amino acids. The record is from RefSeq and is a predicted model, not a curated record.
AUGGAGAUUAUGUUAGAAAGAAACAUAUCAAGACUGAAGUUCAAACAUGAUGAAGCUAUCAUGGAUUCCAUACGGGGUGACGAGAAGUACUUGUUAUCAAUGUUAACAUUUGAUAUCAUAUUAAAUAUAUUUUCUCGGUUAUCCCCCGAGGAAAUCUUGACCUGCAGAUUAGCGUUGAAAAGAUCAUGGCGCCAAAUUUUCAAGCUCACCCAUUUUUCCGAUUUGCACUUACAGCGUAUGAACAUGAACGGGUCGUUGCAACUGAAACAACAACAACAGCAGCCAGAGAAGUCUAAUGGUGCCAUCAGCAAGGUGAGUUUUCUUUUCCUAGAAAUGGAGAAAAGUAGCCCACUUUGGUAUUUUGAAUAUGAUGAGAUUAAGAAUACUUAUUUCCUUAAAAGAGUUAAUCAUCCAUUGAUUAAGAAGAGAUCUCAUCAUUCGUAUGCGUUGGUCGGUUCGUGCAACGGUUUGGUUUGUUUUUGUUUAGCUAGUACACAUAAAAUUGAUGAUCCUGUUUCCAUUUAUAAUCCUAUCACUAGAGAGUUUUUAUAUCUUCCAAGGUUCAAAAUCCCGUCUGAGUUUUUUGAGGGUACUUAUAAAGGUGGUAAAUCCUACUUAAAAUGUUACAUGGCGAGUGGAUUUGGAUACCAUCCUUCUAGUGGUGAGUACAAAAUUGUUAGAAUUUUUUAUGGUGACAAUAAACAAGCUGUGGGAAGAGUUCAAGUCUACACACUUGGUACUCGUGAGCAAUGGAGAAACAAAGGAGAAAUUACUUACUCAUUUGGUCCAGGUUAUGGUUCAUUCAGGGGUAUGCAUGUAGAUGGGUUUCUUUACUGGUUGGACAACAAAGUCUGGAAGAUUGUUGCUUUUGAUUUAGGGGUUGAGGAGUUCAUCUUGCUCCCUGCGCCACCUUGUUAUGCCGCCACUGGGUUUAACUCCUUCCGACUCCAAGUGAUAGGAGGGUGCUUAUGUGUUGUCAAAGAAAACUUACAAAUGGGAAUUGACAUAUGGUCCUUCAAGAAGGAGAACAAUGAAUGGGAAAGCAUGUUGAAGAUAAAAAUCAAUUUGGAAGGUCGAUUGGAUGUCAACCGGCCAAUCACUAUCUUAAAGAAUGGUGGAGUUCUGUUGAGGUAUGUGAGUUUUCUUGUUCGUUAUGACACCAAAACUGCAACUUGGGAAAAGUUUCUGCUUCGUGAUUCAGGAUUUGUUGAAGCAAUACCACACGUCCACAGCUUCGUUUCGUUGAAAGCUCUAGAGCACAAUACCAUGAAAAGAAAGCGCAGAUGA